Molecule: messenger RNA, 3336 nt
Organism: Exophiala viscosa
Lineage: Eukaryota; Fungi; Ascomycota; Eurotiomycetes; Chaetothyriales; Herpotrichiellaceae
Exons: 5
Coding region: 1-3336 (1111 amino acids)
Biological process (GO): regulation of DNA-templated transcription
Cellular component (GO): nucleus
Molecular function (GO): DNA-binding transcription factor activity; transcription cis-regulatory region binding
Source: RefSeq, a predicted model, not a curated record
AUGGGUAACGAGCAGAGUCAAGAAUCCGGCGCCCCGCCCCAGCCAGAGGAAGCAGAACAAACCGACCUCUCAGAUAUUCCGGACGAUCGAGAACCAGAUGAAGUCGGAGACACAACAAUAACGGCGCCGCCCGUCGAAGUGCCAAAGCUUGCGAAAGAGAAGACGCAGAAGAAGAAAAAGAGGAAGAAGAAAAGGGGACGGAUAUCAGCAGAACGAGAUUCUAGCGAGGAAAUACCCGUCCUGAGCCAGGUCGUACCCACGCCAGAGCAGAUAGAGUUGUUGCGAAAACGAGAGCCCGAGGCAUUCGAUGUCUAUGCCACUUCGGAUGUUAGUGACGGGGAAGGAGGCGCGACAGAAACGCCACCGGGGCCGCAUGACUCGGUCUCUGGUGACGCGGACGAUGAGGAAGCAACUGAAGAAAGUCCUCCAGCCGCCGAAAACGAGGAAGCUAUUGAGGAAAGUCCAGUCGAGGCCGAUGAUGGGGAAGCUAUCGAGGAAAUUCCACUUGGCGCCGAUGACGAGGAGGCCAUUGCAGACACUGGUCUGAAUCCCAAUACACCAGCUCCAGGUCCCACGAAUGCGUCAGUCCCGGAGCCCGAUUGCGAUGACGAAGGCCGAUUCCUAUGUCCAUUCGCCAAGAAUUACGAUUGCAGAGAGACCUUCGCAAAGAGGAAAACAGCAAUUCGCCAUGCUUCGAUUCAUACGCAGAGCUAUGCCUGCCUCGUAUGCGACCAAAAGCUGAGCCGAGCAGACACACUUAAAAGACACAUGGCUAAGCAUACUGCCGUGGAAUUGGCCCUUGCUGAAGCUCGUGUGGGCCAUGGGCAGGACGCAGACGAAGAUGGGUCGCUGAGUAACACAAAUGUGCCGGAAAACGAUAUGCUUGAAGACGAGCAAGAGAUGAGCAGAGCCUCUGACGCUGAUGCAGUUUCCGAAACUCAGUCACCCACGCCUUCUAGCGUCUUCGAGGAGCCCGAAGAGAAACCUGCUGACCUCGAGACUGCUCGCGCCAAUGGACUGAAACGUAAACGCACUUCGCUGGAGACUGCGCAGGUCGCAACGCCGACAUUGCAGAAGCCCACGAAGCGGAGAAAACGCAUCCAAAACUCUCCUCCGACUUCUGCUCAAUCUGAAGUCACAAGAUCGGAGUCUCCGGCAAUCGCAACUACUAUCAAGAAGACAGCGCUUAGUGGGCAGAUCACGGACAAGAUAGUCCCCACGCUCCGAAAAGGUCGACAGGGUACUAUCGAUGGGUGGGCCCGGUCGAAUUCUGUUACCAGUCAAAGCCCAGCCCCUCCUGCCCAAAACUCACAUGUCGAAGUCGUUGUCCCACUCAGCCAAGCUGGUCCCUCCGGGGGCUUCACCAGUGUGAAUGGGAACACGACGAAAAAGGCCUCCCAGACGUUGAGCAAGAAGGAGACUCGCCCGAGUGGAUUGGAUGCCUUUGCUCUCAAGAAGGCUCGACGUGCUGCUUACACCACGCCGAAAGGCAAGAAGCGAGCAGACCCUGAUGUUGACUAUUCGACGCCUGCGACUAUUCGACGUGCUGGAAACAACGAAGUGGACGGCUCUGAUGCAGAACCCUCACAGAUGGCCACUUCCAUCGCCAAGAAAACGUUUCCCAGCAGCCAAGUUCGACGUGCAGGGGCCGAAGACGAAGAUGCUGACUCCGACUUUGACGAUGCUGACAACAGCUCUCGGUCUAAGCCGCGACAGCACUAUCCUAAUGUGCACUCAAAAUUGUACAGGUGCGAUGAUUGUACGGAGCGGUUCUGGAACACCCGCCUCCUCACCAGGCACGAAAAGGAUACUGGACAUGGCAAGGAGGAUCUCUCUCAAGGCCGUACUGGACCAUUCAGUGGAAAGGAAGUGAGAGCACUCCAAAACUGGAGGGACACUUUCUGUGGAGACCAUAAUAUCACCACUGAACAGUUCAAUGACAUGAUGACUGAUUCAUUGAAUCGUAUCAACUCGACAGCAUGGCCCUGGCACUUCAUCACCCGAGUACAGUUCCUCAAAGAGUAUGUUGAAGUACUUCCGGGGCGGAACAAGCGGUCCAUGUUACGAUAUCGGGAGCGCAACUUCCAGAACCUGGAGGGUUCACGAAAUUGGACACAAGAGGAUGACAAGGAGUUGACCCGGCUGUACAAGCAAUUCGGGCCAAAAUGGUCAGAGAUUGCAAAACGUCUCACAAGAACGACGGAUGCAGUCAGUCAGCGAUGGCGACACAAAUUACAACACCGCGACGUCGACAAGGGCCAAUGGACUGAGGACGAGAUCGCCAAGUUCAGCAAUGCACUCGUGCAGGUUCGCAGAGAAUUCGGCCCUGUUGCAGAUUCGCAGGACUGGCAGGUCCCCUGGAGCAAAAUCAGCCAGAAGGUCGGGACAAGAACCCCGCAGCAAUGUUCCAACCAUUAUCGAGCUGUUCAUGGCAUGAAGCAAGGGGGACGAUGGGUGAAAGUCGAAGGACUCGAAAAGACGCCCGGGUCAAGCAGAAUCCUGACGCCGUCGAAGAUGGAACGUCGACUAAGGGGCGACAAAAUCGAGUCAAGUCUCCGCAACCCGAUCUCUCCAGAGAUCAUUCAAAGUGAGGAUGAAGACGACGAUCAGGACGAAGAUACAGCUGCUGAGAAUGAAAAUAAACAAGAUACUGAUGAAGAGCAAGACGGACAGGACGAAGACGACCAAGAAAAUGUUGAAGACCCAGAUGAAGAGGAUGAGGGAUCACCAGAAUCAGCAUCUCGUCUACCACGCAACCCUCUGAACCACAAGACUCCCAAGGGUGCUCUACAACUAAGUCAAUUGUUCAACCGCACGCAAGCCAACACCUCGGCUUUGGGACGAUCUCCGGAAACCAUCAGACAAGCCCCGAGUCAGGAUGUACCUUCACCAAGUAUCCCCAUCCAACGGCGUGCUUUGUCUCAACGGUCGCCGCUCCAGGAGAUCAAAGUUAAAGAGAACGGUGAACUUGUUAUGGAAGACGACGAAGACCAAGAUGGGGACGAGGAUGAAAAUGAGGAAGCUACCGGCGGACCUGAAGGUGCUGACGCUAAUGCAAGAGGCGCUGUCACAGACCAAGAUGACUAUAUACCGCUUGAUCAGGGCGCCGUUGAGUCUGAUGCCGGUUCCGACGAGAACGAAGACGAUGACAGGGAAGAGGGUAAUGACGAUGCUGCAAGUAAUAAUUUUCUCAACAGCAUUGAAGAGUCGGCGCAGCGGGUGCGGAGUAGCCAGCUCCAGCCUCGCUUCGUGCAGAGUUCAGCGCGGUCAAGUCGGAGGAAGGGGUGGAGUUUGAGUCCGAGUGAGAGCAGUGACGAGAGUGAAGAUGAACAGUAG